Messenger RNA from Ordospora colligata OC4, 459 nucleotides. RefSeq names its product prenylated RAB acceptor 1. The record is from RefSeq and is a predicted model, not a curated record. Gene Ontology annotation, cellular component: Golgi apparatus. The transcript has a single exon. The coding region runs from base 1 to 459 and encodes 152 amino acids. Lineage: Eukaryota; Fungi; Microsporidia; Ordosporidae.
AUGCAAGGAGGAAUAGAGCAAGCAAAGACUGGAUUCAGCAACGCCACAAAUCGACAAGUAUUGCGAGAGUUCAUAGAUGUAAGAAAUGCAGCAGUCCCAAGUGACAUCGAAGAUACUAAAAAGAACAUUCUGCAUAACUUGGAUAAGUACCAAUACCAAUAUGGAUUUAUUGGACUUAUAAUGGUUGCGCUACAUGUUCUGAUACACCCAGAGCUGCUUACUGUCUUGGCAUGUGUUGCAGCAAUGAUGUACUUCUGCAGAACAAAGCUUGUGAUUCUUGAAGUGGAGAUAGAGCGAAGAUCAAUAUGCAUUGCUGGAAGUGUUAUCAUACUGAUCAUACUGAUCAUAUUCAAGGAGGCAAGCAUAGGGCUUCUUGCGAUCUCUGCAUUCACAGGAAUACUGGUCUUGUUGCAUGCUGCAUUCAUGCGAGAGCCUGCUGAGUGUGAGGAAGAAGUAUAA